AUGAAUAGUUCACUCAAUUUGCUCAUACUACUUCUAUUUAGCGUUCCACUAGUAUUUUGUAAACGCUGUGGUUGCUAUAGUGAUGCUAGUCUUAUUGAUUUACCAAAUACAACAUUGUACAGUAAUUUAACAUUGCAAUCUUGCGAAUGUUUGUUUAGUCAACAGAACCGAUCAAGUUUUCAAUAUAAUAGUAGUGAUCAAACCUGUUGUAUAUUUGAUUCUGAUAUUGCAUCAGCAAAUCUUCGAGUGGCUCCAGGUUGUAAAGUGUGCUUUUGCAAUCAAACGACAACGGUCGACGCACCUACCAGUACUACAUCGUCGUCGUUACCAAGUCCACCUAUCAACGUGUCAACAGCUGUGCAAGGCAAUAAUUAUUAUACAGUUGAAACGGUUUAUCUCACAAAUUAUGCCACGCUGACAUCUUUGAAGAUUGUUAUCACUGCUCCAAAAACUCUGGGUGCGAAUAGUCCACAGAUUUAUGGCAACUAUUGGUCUCAAGGUACAAACUGUACUUGGAUGGUGACAAAUACUGAUAUAAUCGCAACAUUUUAUUUGAUACCUGGAUGGACAAUGGCACCGAAUAGUUGGAAUUAUAAUCUUCAAUUUGCUCUAACUGGUACAAAUAGACCUACAGUCAAUGACACUUAUCGAAUACAAAUUGAUUCUUUUCAAACAAUCGAUGGACAUUUUUAG
This is a messenger RNA of Adineta ricciae, 693 nucleotides long. The record is from the annotation of a GenBank genome assembly. Lineage: Eukaryota; Metazoa; Rotifera; Eurotatoria; Adinetida; Adinetidae.